Messenger RNA from Copidosoma floridanum, 719 nucleotides. It is a transcript of the gene purple, whose product is annotated as 6-pyruvoyl tetrahydrobiopterin synthase purple. Gene Ontology annotation, molecular function: 6-pyruvoyltetrahydropterin synthase activity. Gene Ontology annotation, biological process: tetrahydrobiopterin biosynthetic process. Gene Ontology annotation, cellular component: mitochondrion. The record is from RefSeq and is a predicted model, not a curated record. NCBI's taxonomy places the organism in Eukaryota, Metazoa, Arthropoda, Insecta, Hymenoptera, Encyrtidae.
UUCAGUUUACUCCACUUGGUUGUAGGCAUCGGUUCGUUUUUACGUUGCGUUGGAGCAUGAGGUAAGGGAAAAGGUGCCGAAACAAGUGAGAAGAACAAUCGAAUAAUGCCCAUACCGAUCGCCUAUCUCACCAGAAAAGAGUCGAUUUCUUCCUGCCACAGACUCCACAGUACACAACUUAGCGAUGAGGAUAACAAAAUCAUUUACGGAAAGUGCAAUAAUUUUUGGGGCCACGGGCACAACUAUACUGUUGAAGUAACAGUUCGAGGUCCCGUCGAUCCAAAAACAGGAAUGGUCAUGAAUAUUUCGGACUUGAAGGUUUACAUGAAGAAAGUUCUCAUGGACCAGCUCGACCACAAAAACUUGGACAAAGAUGUUCCGUAUUUUAAAAAUGUUGUAUCCACUACAGAAAAUGUUGCCAUAUAUAUUUUCGACGAAAUUAAAAAACUGCUGCCAAAACCUGAAUUACUGUAUGAAAUCAAGAUUUAUGAAACGGAUAAUAACAUCGUCAUUUACAAAGGAGAGAAACAAUAAUUUUUUAAGUAUGAUCAUUUAAAAAAAACUUGUUCUUUUUUUUUUUUUUAUUUUACAAAACUCUUAACCGAUUAAUCAAAAUAACUAUAGCGAUAAGAAUUUAUAGUAUAAUAUAGAGUAAAACUUUGUGUCUAAAAGUUUUUCGAAAUAUUUAUGGAGACUUGCGUCACAUUAAAAAAUUACUA